AAAGUGGCAAUCAAUCAAAUUCAACAGGUGACUACUCCCUUCCUCUGCCGGACAUCAUGCAGAGUGAGGCCUCCAACCCCUAUGUGUCCAUACGCCGCCACAAGAGCACCACAGAUCUGCCAUACAGCCCACAGCGUGGGUACUUGCGUGGACAGAGAACUAGUAUCUGCGCCCCCACCGAGGCCGAGCUGGCAAUGAUGAGGCGUUGCUCUUUACGUGAUCCGAACGUUCGUCCAUGUUGCCGACAUGCUCUUAGCGUUCCCAAUAUGACCAGUCCAAGCGCUAGCCCUCUGUACAGCACCCCAUCCCGCAGUGCUCACUGCACUCCUGUACGGGAAGUGGAGUGCAAUGCUAAAGCCCGCAAUAAGCUAAUUGAAAACGAGAGCGUGCAAACUCCCACAUGCCCACCAGAGAUUCGCCAGCAGCGUCGCUACGUCUCAAAAGAUGGGAAAUGCCGAGUAGACUUGGCACACAUGGCAGAAAAGGAGCGAUUUCUGGCAGACAUCUUCACUUCGUUUGUGGACCUCCAGUAUAGAUGGUUUCUGUUUGUAUUCAUGAUGUGCUACACGGUCACUUGGUUUAUAUUCGCAGGGCUUUAUUCGCUAAAUGCUUUUCUGCGUGGAGAUCUUGAACAUCCUGCGGACACUGAUGUUUGCUUCCAAAAUAUAGAUGGAUUUGUUUCAGCGUUGCUCUUUUCAGUGGAAACACAGAGGACUAUUGGUUAUGGCGCUCGUACAGUCUCACCACGCUGCUAUGAAGGUGUGUUUUUAGUCAUGGCACAAUGUAUUGUGGGAUCCAUGAUUGACGCUCUAAUGGUGGGCUGCAUGUUUGUUAAAAUCUCACGUCCUAAGAAGCGAGCCGAAACACUUCUUUUUAGUCGGACUUGUGUUGUGGCCAAUCGGGAUGACCGUCUCUGCCUUAUGUUUCGUCUUGGAGACUUGCGUGAGAGUCACAUGGUUGACGCCAAAGUACGUGCUAAACUCAUCAAGUCUCGGCAGACAUCGGAAGGGGAAUUUCUCCCACUGGAGCAAUCGGAGAUCGACCUGGGCUAUGAGAGCGGCUCUGACCGACUGUUUCUAGUGGAGCCGCAAGUGAUUCAACACAUCAUUGAUUCCAGCAGUCCUUUCUGGGAGCUCGGGCCAGAGAAGCUGCGGAAGCAACAGUUUGAAAUUAUUGUCAUCUUGGAGGGCAUAGUGGAAGCUACAGGUGGCAUUAUCUGCAUGUGUCUGUUGACCCAGUAA
Danio rerio (zebrafish) is the source of this 1241-nucleotide messenger RNA. The record is from RefSeq and is a predicted model, not a curated record. NCBI's taxonomy places the organism in Eukaryota, Metazoa, Chordata, Actinopteri, Cypriniformes, Danionidae.